UUUACUUUCAAUUGCGACAAGUUCCUUCAGCAAAGAAGAAGAGAGAGAGUUGAAAAUGCUUAAUUUUAUUAUUGUUAUCAUUAUCAUUUGAGGAACUUUUUGCUAUUUUCUAAAAGUAUGCAUUGUUGGGAACUAUUAAUUCAAGCAUGAAUCCAACUGAUAAUCAGAGUUUAAAUGAUUUUGCUGUUAUUGAAGGUUCUGCUGAUAGUGAUCCAACCACAAAUCUAAUCGAAGACGAUAUUCAGUGUGGACUGAUAUUUUUCAGUGAGACAACAAGGGUGCUGAAAUUUUUUUGCACGUAUUGUGAAAAAGUUAGCGAAAAUAUAAAUUACUUUUGUCAGCAUUUAAGUGAACACAUAAACGAUGAUGACAAAGAACGGUUACACGGAGAAUUCACUGCUGCUGUCACUCAUGAAGAUUCGUUGGAUGGUGACGCUACAGCAACGACGACAACAACAACAACAACAGCACGCGAAGAGGUAACAUACGAAGCUAGUCCAAAUCAAUCACUACUUCCUUGCGAUUUAGCCGGUUUUGAUGAAUCGAAAAUGGUUGUGGAAGAAUUGGAUGAAGCCGAGGAAAUAGCUGCAGAAGUGGAAGCUGAAAUGCGUCAAGAAUUAGAAGGUGAACAAAUGUACGGAAAUGAUGAAAAUAGUUGUCCAGAAGAUAUUUUUGAUUACGUACAAGCUGGUGAUUGUAUGUCUGAAAAUCAUUUGAAAACGGAAAACCAAAAAAGAGAACAUGCGUCAGCAGAUGACUUUAAAAAAACGUCUGAAAGACAUGUUAAAACAAUGCAAUUUAAGAAUUCCAACAAAAAGAAAAAACGUGUAACAACCGUAAAAGUUAUUGCUUUGAAAAAUAGAGUAGCGGAGCUUUAUGAGCGUAUUAAGCUUGAAGAGGAGCGACGGUCUCGAAUUUAUGCCACAAAUCCUGACAGUUGCGAUGGAAACGAUUUACCAGUGGAUGAGCAAAAUGAUACGCCCGUUGAUGGCAGUAUUGAACCAAUGCGCCAAAUAAUUGGCGAAACGGUCAUAACAUUAUUGCCUCAAAAUCACGAAACGAAAGUUGAACUUGCCAAAUUCAGCGGCAAUAUAACGCCAAUGAUAAAUCACAUAAACAGACAAGACAGCGCCGAUGAUAAGACGACUUGUCCUGCUUGUGGCAGAAAAUUCAGGAGUGCCUUUAGUCUUACCAUUCAUAAGCGUACACAUUAUCUGGAAUCCGAUAGCAAUGUAAAAUUGGCGCACAAAUGUUCCGACUGUGAUCAGCUGUUUAAUAAAAUUCCCGAUUUAAAGGAUCACAUACAACAAGUGCAUUAUCCAGAUGGAUUUAUAUGCAAAAUAUGCAAUAAAAAACUCACAAGUCUCACACUUUUAGAGACACACAUGAGAAAAGUGCAUCUUUCUAGACCAUUUAAUUGUGAGAUUUGUCGAAAGAACUUCGACACUCGCGAUCGGUUUGAGGAGCACGUUAAAGCACAUGUAUCCGGUCAACCAUAUCGUUGUCACAUAUGUGGACGAAAAUACAGUACAGAAUGCAUACUUAAGCAACAUCUCCGUAGACAUAAAGAGCAAAUUCCGCAAUGUUGUGUGGUUUGUGGGAAGAUGACUUUGCGUAUAACACAGCAUAUGAAAAUCCAUGCACCGCGUCCAAAAAGGAUACUAAGCUGCAAAGCAUGUGGUAAAGUCUUCAAUUUCAGUUCAGGUUUGAGUCACCAUUACAAAGUAAUGCAUAAACUUCAGAAAUCACCUUCGAAACCAAAGCAAGAAAAUGCUGAGGAAAUGCCAACCGAUCAAGGGUUCAAAACUGAAUUAGUGGAGUUUAAAGAAGAAGCUGCUGGAACAGAAAGCACCGAAGAGAUCAUACAAAAAGAGGAGGAGGCAAAACGUGUAAUCGUCGAACUUAUACAAAAUGCAACGUAUACUUCGUUUUUUCCUGAAAAUUUUAAUAGUUCGAUGGAUUCUGGACCACCGAUAGCACGUGAGGAAACGAUUUCGGCUGUAAAUAGCAUUGUGAAUGAAGAAAACUCCUGAAAGGAGUAAUAUUUACACGUUAACUUAUCGGAAUAUUUUGUAUUUGUUGAUAGAAUAAUAAUAAUUAUAAAAAAAUCAUAAAUAAACAUUAAAAUAUUAUUGAA
Messenger RNA from Zeugodacus cucurbitae (melon fly), 2137 nucleotides. RefSeq names its product zinc finger protein 583-like. NCBI's taxonomy places the organism in Eukaryota, Metazoa, Arthropoda, Insecta, Diptera, Tephritidae. Gene Ontology annotation, cellular component: nucleus. The transcript has a single exon. The record is from RefSeq and is a predicted model, not a curated record. The coding region runs from base 147 to 2033 and encodes 628 amino acids.